Messenger RNA from Ceratitis capitata (Mediterranean fruit fly), 3527 nucleotides. It is a transcript of the gene Galphao, whose product is annotated as G protein alpha o subunit. Gene Ontology annotation, cellular component: heterotrimeric G-protein complex. NCBI's taxonomy places the organism in Eukaryota, Metazoa, Arthropoda, Insecta, Diptera, Tephritidae. The record is from RefSeq and is a predicted model, not a curated record. Gene Ontology annotation, biological process: adenylate cyclase-modulating G protein-coupled receptor signaling pathway. Gene Ontology annotation, molecular function: G protein-coupled receptor binding; G-protein beta/gamma-subunit complex binding; GTPase activity. The transcript has 8 exons. The coding region runs from base 1102 to 2166 and encodes 354 amino acids.
UUUACGUCGGUUGUUUAUACUAAUAUUUAUUUGUAGUUGUGAAUUUCCAUUGAGUAAUCGCAGAAAAUGUGAAAAUGUAUGUACACGUAUGUACUAAGCGUUGAAUGUUUUCUCUCACUUAUUUAUUUUAUUUUCCCUAUCGUUUAGUCCAACGGCCAACAGGCGUGUUGUACUUGCCUUCGUGUCUUCUCGUCUCUCGUCUGCUUUCAGUUCGUUCAUGCGCUUUCGCUUGAUGACUUCUUAACACACAAACCCAAGCAGUCCACAUACUGACAGCCAAGUGUUUGAGGGUUCCGUAUACGCACUGUUAAACAACUAAACAGCCUAGCUGGCUAGCUAACCUGCCUCCUCGGCUGCUUGCUGGACAGCUUGCUGGCUGUGGCUGAUUGCUUUGCUCCUGUGCCUGUUAAAGAGAAUUUUCCACUUGUCUGUUAAGUGUCUGUUGGUAGUGCCUGUCGAACGAAUAGGGCGGCUCCGCACAAAUGCUGCUGCUAACACUACUCGCCGUCUCGCUGCUGCUGCUGCUGCUGCUGCGGCGGCGGCUGCUGCUGCUAUUCUAUCGUUUAACGAAAUAUACAAUUUUCACUUCGUUCUCGGUCAAUCGCUCGCUGUCAAUUUAGUGUGAAGCGUGUGUGACGAUGUUGGAAAAAUUCUGAAAUCUCCAGCAAAAAGUGUAGCAAUGUGAAAGAAUUUAUGGAAAAGAAAUAAGAAAAAAUAAAAAAAUUAAAUUUGUAAUAACAAAAAGCCGUAUUUGCAGUCAACUAAAAUUUACAGUGUUUUAUGAAUAACAAGUAACAACAAAGUAAAAUUAACAAAGUUUACCCAGCACCCGUGACUUACUAGAGCAAAUUGUGAAAGAAAAAAAGUAAUAAACACAAAUAAGCAAAACAUUUCGGAAAAAAAGAUAUUAAAUGAAAACCGAUUGAAAAAUAACACAAUUUGUGUAGUGUGCUUUUAGGCGUAUGCAAUCUAAUUGCAUUCAAUAUAUAUUUGCAUAUAUAUAUAUAUAUAGAAAUAGUUUCCUGUUGUAUUGUGUUUUCGGCCGCUCACGGCCGAAUUUAAACGACCUUCAAAACGUUUUGCGUAGAAGCAAUUCGCACCAUGGGCUGCGCACAGUCUGCCGAGGAGAGGGCUGCAGCCGCUAGAAGUCGAUUGAUUGAAAGGAAUCUCAAAGAGGAUGGCAUACAGGCGGCAAAAGAUAUUAAAUUGCUGCUAUUAGGCGCUGGUGAAUCGGGUAAAAGCACAAUAGUCAAACAAAUGAAAAUUAUUCACGAAAGUGGAUUUACCCCAGAGGAUUUUAAACAAUAUCGGCCGGUUGUCUACAGCAACACAAUACAAUCAUUAGUUGCCAUACUUAGAGCAAUGCCAAACCUCAGUAUUCAGUACAGCAAUAAUGAGCGAGAAAAUGAUGCAAAAAUGGUAUUUGAUGUUUGUCAACGUAUGCACGAUACGGAACCAUUCUCAGAGGAGCUUUUGGCUGCCAUGAAACGAUUGUGGUCGGAUACUGGUGUUCAAGAGUGCUUCUCACGUAGCAACGAAUAUCAAUUGAAUGAUUCUGCUAAAUAUUUCCUCGAUGAUUUAGAUCGGUUAGGUGCCAAGGAUUAUCAGCCAACCGAACAGGACAUUCUACGCACUCGUGUCAAGACGACCGGUAUUGUUGAAGUGCACUUUUCAUUCAAAAAUCUCAACUUCAAACUAUUCGAUGUCGGCGGUCAGCGUUCGGAACGAAAGAAAUGGAUACAUUGCUUUGAAGAUGUGACAGCGAUCAUUUUCUGUGUCGCCAUGUCUGAGUAUGAUCAAGUCUUGCAUGAAGAUGAAACUACGAACCGAAUGCAAGAGUCCCUAAAACUAUUUGAUUCCAUUUGCAAUAAUAAAUGGUUCACUGAUACAUCUAUAAUUUUAUUCUUGAAUAAAAAGGAUUUGUUUGAGGAAAAGAUACGCAAGAGUCCAUUGACAAUCUGCUUCCCAGAGUACACAGGAGGUCAAGAAUACAGUGAAGCUGCUGCAUACAUUCAAGCUCAAUUCGAAGCGAAAAACAAAUCAACCUCAAAGGAAAUCUACUGCCACAUGACGUGCGCCACAGAUACAAAUAAUAUACAAUUUGUUUUCGAUGCUGUUACCGAUGUCAUUAUCGCCAAUAAUCUGCGCGGCUGCGGUCUGUAUUAAGCACGCAAUCUGUAUGUAAUUGCAAAAAUAGGAACAACAACAACAACGUUUAUAGCAAGAAAAAAGAGAAGAAAAAAAGAAAAGCCCAGUGCAGCAGAAAGCGAAAAAGUAGCAACGCAUUUGCAAAAACUCAUUGUCGGACUCCAUCACCACCGCGCCAAACAAACAAAAUAUACAAGAAACAACAACUAAAAUACAAGAAAUUUUUACUGCUCCUAGCAGCGCACUAUAAAUGGUCACCACCAAUGCAAACAACAAAAUGGGCGCAACUAAUUGAAGAAUUUAUCAAAAAAGAUAAAUAAAAUAAAAUAAAAUAAAAAUCAUUAAUUUUUAAACAAAUGAAAAUUGAUUCAAAUACGAUGCGCCCUUACAUAUGUAUGUAUUUGCAUGCAAAUGUGAUGAAUCUCAUGAUUAUAUCGACUAAAAAAAAGAAAGAUUUGAAUGAUUCAAAAGCUUAAUGGAAAGUUUUUAUAUGGAAACGCAAUAAAUGUUUGAAAAGAAGUUUUUGGUAGCAUGAGAAAACGGAUACUACAAAACAAAGAAAGAAAUGCUGCAGCAUCAACACGUUUUGUACGUAGUUUUUGAACUAAAAUAUGCUGGCUCAAACAACUAAUUAUUUCUAAAUUUUUAACGGUAAUGUCCAAACAAAAACUCUGAAAUACUGAAAAUCGAUUUAUUGCGUUUUGAUAUGGAACCACUCUCAAUAUUAGUUUUAUCUGAGAUAAAAUUUACAUACAUCUACACGAUGAAAACAUUAAAACCGGCAAUCUAUAUGUAUAGCUAUGUAUUAUAUAGAUGAAAAUAAUACCGUUAAACUAGUUAUUUUAGUUUUAUAUAAUUCUAGAAAUUUAAAUUGCAAGAUUUUACUACUAUUUUUCCGUAAUGUCUAAGCAUAGGAAUAUUUAAAAAGUAAAAAUACAUUUAUAUACAUAUAAAUUGCCGAACCGAGUUGAUGUUGUGUGGCGAUGAGUGAGUGAUGGAUUUAGCUGGUUAAAUGAUUUGUUAAGGCGUUGCGCUAAGAAAAUCGGAGCCCAAAAGCGGAAGCUACAAAGUAAAAUUCGAAAAAUUAAAAUAAAAACGCAGUUACGCCAUUAAAGUAACAGCAGCAGCAGCAGAAGAAGAGCGAAAUGUACAUUUUAGUCAAGAAGCAUAAGAAAAAAAUUAAAAAACACACACACACAUACACACUAAGAAAUGAACGCACACAUAAAAACACAAACGCAAAUACAACAAACAACUAUGCAUACAUACAUACAAACAUACAUAUAUACACACACAUGAACAAGAAACUUUAUUACUAAUUAAGCUUACUAAGAAAUAAUUGAAAAGGAGAGAUGAAUACAAAACAAAAACAAAACAGA